UGUCACUGUCACUUGUCAAUCAAACAGCUGAGCAAGUGCUGCACUGCGUAAACUAGAAACGAAAAAUUCUAAAAAUAAUUUGUGAUUUGACUAUUUUACGGUGGUGCCGUAAGAAUAAAACGCAAAAUGACGCUGUGGCGCCUAUCCAGACUUGUUGCUCAAACAAAGAACUUGGCUAGACCUGAACAAAUGUUGUCGAAGAGGCCCGCUACGACGACCCCAAGUGGGGCGAUACUCCCGGAGCCCGAGAAGCAGCCGUUUGGUCUCCUCGGCAUCGUGUGCGCGGUGGUGCCCGGCCUGCUCGUCGGGGCCGCUAUUAGUAAAAACAUUGCCAACUUCCUAGAAGAGAACGAAUUGUUUGUGCCAUCCGAUGAUGAUGACGACGAUGACUAAUUAUGAUAUUAUGACCAAGGUUAUAAAUAAGACUCAAAGUGUAAGUUAUAUUAUUUUUAAUGUUUACAAUAAUUUAUAAGAAUGUUAAAACUCAAAAUAUAUUAAAAGUUUUGUGCUUACAAUAAAUUAGU
Plutella xylostella (diamondback moth) is the source of this 524-nucleotide messenger RNA. It is a transcript of the gene EMRE, whose product is annotated as Essential MCU regulator. Gene Ontology annotation, cellular component: uniplex complex. Gene Ontology annotation, biological process: mitochondrial calcium ion homeostasis; calcium import into the mitochondrion. The record is from RefSeq and is a predicted model, not a curated record. NCBI's taxonomy places the organism in Eukaryota, Metazoa, Arthropoda, Insecta, Lepidoptera, Plutellidae.